Miscanthus lutarioriparius is the source of this 852-nucleotide messenger RNA. NCBI's taxonomy places the organism in Eukaryota, Viridiplantae, Streptophyta, Magnoliopsida, Poales, Poaceae. The record is from the annotation of a GenBank genome assembly.
AUGUAUCAGAUAAUAGGCAUUACUUCUGUGUCUCUCCUACCAGUGAAGAGCUUGGAUGAUUUUACGUUGACAGUUCUAUGGGGAUUUCUUGAGGCUUUGGCCGCCGCAUUAUGUAUGAACAUUUAUGUAGUAGGGCUGAAUCAGCUAUUCGACAUUGAGAUUGACAAGGUCAAUAAGCCAACUCUCCCAUUGGCGUCUGGAGAGUUUUCAGUGGCAACUGCAGUAUUAUUAGUAGUGGCAUUCUUGGUCAUGAGCAUUAGCAUCGGAAUAAGAUCAAAGUCUGCUCCAUUGAUGUGUGCUUUACUUGUUAGCUUCCUUCUUGGAAGUGCAUAUUCCAUUAAUGCUCCAUUACUCCGGUGGAAGCAACAUGCCUUUCUAGCUGCAUUAUGCAUAAUCUUUGUGAGGGCUGUGUUGGUUCAAUUAGCUUUCUUUGCACACAUGCAGCAACAUGUUCUGAAGAGGCCCUUGGCACCAACAAGGUCAGUGGUCUUCGCAACAUGUUUUAUGUGUUGCUUCUCUGCAGUAAUAGCGCUAUUCAAGGAUAUUCCUGAUGUUGAUGGAGAUAGAUAUUUCAGCAUUCAGUCCAUGACUGUACGGUUAGGCCAACAGAGAGUGUAUAGGCUCUGCAUUAAUAUUCUCAUGACAGCAUACGCAGCUGCUAUUUUGGUAGGAGCAUCAUCUACAAACCUAUAUCAGAAGAUUGCCAUUGUGACUGGUCAUGGCUUGCUUGCCUCCACACUUUGGCAAAGGGCACAACAAUUUGACAUUGCGAAUAAGGAAUGUAUCACACCGUUUUAUAUGUUCAUUUGGAAGUUAUUCUACGCCGAGUAUUUUCUUAUACCAUUUGUAUGA